This is a messenger RNA of Hydractinia symbiolongicarpus, 544 nucleotides long. RefSeq names its product 60S ribosomal protein L26-like. NCBI's taxonomy places the organism in Eukaryota, Metazoa, Cnidaria, Hydrozoa, Anthoathecata, Hydractiniidae. The coding region runs from base 58 to 498 and encodes 146 amino acids. Gene Ontology annotation, cellular component: cytosolic large ribosomal subunit. Gene Ontology annotation, biological process: ribosomal large subunit biogenesis; cytoplasmic translation. The transcript is spliced from 3 exons. Gene Ontology annotation, molecular function: structural constituent of ribosome; RNA binding. The record is from RefSeq and is a predicted model, not a curated record.
UCUUGUUCACAUGCGAAAUGGCAGCUCUUUUUGACACCGAAGGCUAAACACGGGGACAUGAAGAAGAACGGUGCUGUAUCUUCGUCUAGAAGAAAAUGCCGUAAGGCUCACUUUUCUGCCCCAAGUAGUGUCCGUAGAAAGUUAAUGAGUGCUCCACUAUCUAAAGAACUUAGACAAAAAUACGCAGUGAGAUCUAUUCCAGUUAGAAAAGACGAUGAAGUACUCGUAACUCGAGGCCCUUUCAAAAGUGCUCAAGCUGGUAAAGUGAUCAGCGUAUAUAGAAAAAAAUGGGUAUUACAUAUUGAAAGAGUACAGAGAGAAAAAGCAAAUGGUGCUACUGUUAGCGUUGGUAUUCACCCAAGCAAGGUUGAAGUUGUACGUUUAAAAAUGGACAGAGAUCGAAAGAAGAUUCUCGACAGAAAAAACCGUGUCAAGUUACAAGAAAAAGCCAAGGGAAAGCAUACAGAAGAGGAUGUUGCAAUGGCCACUGCGGAAUAAGGUGAUACAAGACUUAGACAGAAUUAAACAACAACAACGACAACAA